This is a messenger RNA of Bactrocera oleae (olive fruit fly), 1456 nucleotides long. RefSeq lists its product as uncharacterized. NCBI's taxonomy places the organism in Eukaryota, Metazoa, Arthropoda, Insecta, Diptera, Tephritidae. The record is from RefSeq and is a predicted model, not a curated record.
UUAUUUGUUUGUUUUUGCAUAUAUGGCAUCGGUUUUAAUAUAGCGGCAAAAAAUUAUUUUACAAAAAGUAACGGUAACACGUAAAUUAAUUGUUUAAUUUCUGUAUUUAAAAAAACUGUUUUUAAAAUGGAAGUAGAUACUGAUGAGUCAAAAACUUCGCAAUCUACUGCACAGCCGCCUACAGAGCAUAUACGCGAUAGAAAUAGGCAAUUUGCUCAACAACAUCGGGAAGAGCAGAGCGUCAGGACCACAGACACCGUACGGUUUGGCCUAGGAGAAGUACAGGAAGAAGUGGAAGAGCUAAACGAAAUUACGGAACAAGAUAUCAAUGGCUUAAUAACGAGAAUUACACGUCGGAAACAUGCUUCGGCGGAGGAGAUGCAUAAACUGAGUGAAGCAUUUCUUCAGAGUAUGAAUAAUAUUAAAUUGUUCUUUCAAGCGCCUGGUGCUCUACAAGUUAUUGUAAAAGAAAUUGCUGGCAUCGAUUCGGGGCGUCAAAUCGGCGCGCUGGAAUGUCUUUGUAACCUAUCACUUGGUGAGGCACCGUUGUGUGAAAAAAUUAUAGACCAGGCCGGUCGCAAUUUAGUUCAAUGUCUGGAUAGUGUUGAUGAGCGCUUAAAACGUACAUCUCUUUGGAUAAUUGCCAAUACUAUUUCUACCAGUUCAAAAGCAGCGCAAACCAUAGUACAAUUGGACAUAGUACCUAAACUCUUUUUUAUAUAUAUAGAAUCCGGUGAUAAGAAUAUAGCAAAUGAAUUUAGGGAAGACGCAGCUGUUUGUUUACAAAUUUUGGUAAUGGGCAAACAUCGAGCAGCUCGAAAAGAGGAUAUAACUUUUAUAAAAGACAAUAUGAUAAAAAAAUGUCGCAUUAGCGUGGCCGCUGAAUAUCACUUAAAAAUUAUGUUUCAUGCUGAUAUAGUGAAUCCCAAGAGUGAAUUAAAUAUCGAACAAACACAUCAUUUAAUGGAUUUUAUUUUGGGCAAUCUGUGUACAACUCCUGAUUUUGUAAGCAUAGCUAAUCGCCUGCGGAUCGUUUAUGCUAUUCGUGUGUUAUCGAAUAUGGUUCAAUGUGUGCCAAAAGCCAUCGAUACAAUGAAGCAACAACUGCGCGGCGUAUGGAAUACACAUUUGGAAGAUUUAUUGAACAAAGUAUUUGAUUUUCAAGAGGAUCUACUAAGCUUAGAAGUCGUUUAUCUAAUAAGAAACUUAAUCCAUGAUAAGAGUUCACAACCGUUGCCUUGUCAAUUAGAUAGACUUCAGGUUCCAAACAUUGAUUAUGAGCAAUUAUUACCGCAAUCAUGGAAGUGAAGAGUUAUAUCAAGAUUCUAAGAAACAUGCCUUUUGAAUAAGUAUUUUUAUUAUUGUGAAAUUUUAAGCGUAACAUAUUGGUUUUAUAUUAUACUUUUGAAUUUUAUUGUUGUUAUUAUAACAGAAUAAAACCUUUCUCGAAUAGUAA